Messenger RNA from Diabrotica virgifera virgifera (western corn rootworm), 7025 nucleotides. RefSeq lists its product as uncharacterized. Bases 118 to 6993 code for a protein of 2291 amino acids. Lineage: Eukaryota; Metazoa; Arthropoda; Insecta; Coleoptera; Chrysomelidae. Gene Ontology annotation, molecular function: protein binding. The record is from RefSeq and is a predicted model, not a curated record. The transcript has a single exon.
AGCGAAAGUAUAUUUAAAUCAUUUUUAGAGAAGAAAGGUGACAUUAAUGCCUUAACUAGUUGUAACAAUGAUAAUUGGGCGCUUUUACACUAUGCUGUUCAUUACGGCAAUCUUGAUAUGGUUAGCUUUCUCGUAGAUAAGGGUGCUAACGUUGAAAUUAGAAGUAAGGAGGGUGAAACACCCCUGCAUUUGGCUGUUGAAGAAGCCAAGCAAAACAUAAUUAAUCUUCUUCUUGAUAGAGGUGCUGAUAUCGAGGCUAAAAACAACGAUGGUAGAACACCUCUGUACUUAGCUGCUUACAAUAAUGACUCAGGUGUAAUUGAACUUCUUUGUAACAGGAUCAAGACUAAAAGUAAUGACGCAUUUAAAAUGAUAAAACAGGUUGGAUUUUUAAAGAAGGAAGUUUUUAACCAAGCAAAUAUUCCAUCUAAUGCAAAAAGAUUGGUAGAGUCUUGUAUAAGUAGUUUAAGAGAUUCAAUAAAAAGUGCAGCCAAAAAGGUGCUAAAGGAGGGUAUACUGCAUAGUCGUAGUGCUUCGACUAUUGAACUCAUAGAUAAGGUUUAUAAUUUCGAUGAAAGGUUGUUUAAUGAAGCAAUUAAGGAAGCUGUAAAUGACACAUAUUCAAGUGUAGGUAUAGGAGGAAUAUUAAGGUUUAUACGCAGUCACCAUUAUAUUGGUCAGUUUAUUCCAGGUUAUAUAGCUGCGUUUGACAAAAUACCAAAGAAUGAUGGUGCAACGUUUAAAUUAGCUUAUUAUAUUAAAGAGACAAUGGAGAUGGGUGACUAUUCUAAGGUCAGUUUAGAAAAAAGAUCUGAUCUUGAAAGGCUAAAAAACAAAUUACCAGAAUCAGUGAGAAAUGCAGUAUUUUCAUCAGAAGUAUGUAUUAAAAAUGUUGAGUAUGGAAGAUACUUGUACUCACCUAAUAAUGACUGUAUGUACCACUUAAACAAUUGUGACAGGGAUAGGCGGUAUGUGUUCACUUGGCCUUCAAAUGGAAAUGGUGAUCAAUUUAAGUGGAAGGUUGAGCUCAAUGGCGAUAAUGUGUAUCUAAAGAAUGUUGAGUAUGGAAGGUACUUGUAUUCACCUAAUGAUGAUUGUACGUACCACUUAAACGAUUGUGACAGCGACAGGCGGUAUGUAUUUACUUGGCCUUCAAAGCUAGGAAACAGUGGCAAGUGGAAAGUUGAGCUUGAUGGUGGUAAUGUGUAUCUAAAAAAUGUUGAGUAUGGAAGGUACUUGUACUCACCUAAUAAUGAUUGUAUGUACCACUUAAACAAUUGUGACAGGGAUAGGCGGUAUGUGUUCACUUGGCCUUCAAAUAGAAAUAAUGAUCAAUUUAAGUGGAAAAUUGAAGAUUGUGGAUCUACUCGCAAGAGACGUAGCAUACAAGAAUUAAAUGGUUAUAAUCAAACUGUAGUAGACUAUCAGUCAAUAUUGACUGAAGAAAAUAGUCAGCAAAUAGCAAGUAGAAUAUCUGCUAUAGUUGAAGAUGUUGAAAGGCACACCUUUUUAAAUCAGUCAAAAAAUAAGUUAGAUUUAGAUAGUUAUUUAAAUAAUAGAGGGAGAAGCAAUGCUGCGGAUUCUAUGAGGAGAGAUGUAUGUAGUGAACUCAAUGCAAGUGGGAGAAGAAAUAUUGUUCUAAGCGGAAACGAUGUAUGUGCAAUUACUUCAGGUUAUGAAACACUUGAUAUUGAAAACUUCCCUAUUCAAGAAGUAGUGAUUAAUGAUGAUGUCAAUGGAAAGAAAAGUUUAAGAAGUACAUUAGAUUUACAUCAGUUGGUGCAACAAGUAGAUAGGGAUUUGAGUAUAAAACCGAUACCAACAGUUAUUAAAGACAAAAGUGAUUUAUUAAUUAAGUUAUCUAUAUCAGCUACCGGCUUGCAACAAGAUAUAAUAACAGUCAGGCUGAAAGAUGCACUUAUAAAUAAGUGGUAUAAGAAAUUACAAAUUAUUUUUGAUAGUGCAGCAGUGGAAAUAGAUGAUAAUUUAGAUUUAAAGUCUUCAUUCUUUAUUUCUGAUGAAAAAAUCAUUGUAGUAACACCUCAAGAUAUAGAAGAAGGGAAUAAGCUAAUUAUAUCUAAGAAAGCAGGGCAGUAUACCUACCUUCAUGAUAAAUAUGACUUGAUAGUUACCAAUGUCUUUGAUGCUGAUGUAGAAGCAAGCGAGUUAUGUAUUAUACGGUUUAAGGAUUUCUAUAAAGAACCUAAAAUGAAAACAUUAACUAUAAAAUUUACUGACAAAGAGAUAUUAUUAACUAACGAAAUAGAUAAAAUAAAUAAUUCAGACAGUAUUGAUAAAUUAAAUAAUGUGAGUUCUAUUGUUAAUUCACAAGAGAGUUCUAUACAUUCAGAGGUUCCAAACAGUGGAGACAUAAAUGCUCAAGGUAAACUUGACAGAACACUGUUGCAUCUUGCUUCCGAGGCUGGUGAAUUUGAUAAGGUUAAACUUCUUCUUGAUAGAGGUGCUAAUACCGAAGUUCAAGACGAGUUUGGUUACACACCAAUAUUUCUUGCUACUCAGUCAGAAAAAUGGAGUAUAGUAAAGCUCCUCCUUGAUAAAGGUGCUAAUAUUGAUGCUCAAGAUAAGGAAGGUCAUACACUUUUACACUUUGCUGCUCAAAAGGAUAAUUUAGAUAUGUUUCAAUUCCUUCUUGACAGAGGUGCAAGUAUCGAAGUUCAAGACGGGCGUGAUUGGACACCGAUACUUUAUGCUGCUCAGUCAGGUAAAUGGGGUGUGGUCAAACUUCUUAUUAGUAACGGUGCAAAAUUUAAUAAUGAGAUAACGUAUCAGGGAACGCCUUUACAUUUUGCUGCUCAAGGGGGUAAUUUGGAUAUAGCUCAAUUUCUUCUUGAUGAAGGUGCUGUCAUCGAAUCUCAAGACAAAGAUGAUAAAAAGCCUUUAGAUCUUGCUGUUGAAGCAGGAAGGUUGAACGUAGCAAAACUUCUUCUUGAUAGAGGUGCUAGUGUCAAUGCUAAAGAUAAGAAUGAUAGAACACCUUUAGACUUAGCUACUAAAGGAGAUAUGAUAAAGCUUUUGAAGAGAGCGCAGAUGGAUCAAGGAUUGUCAAUCAAUGCACGAGAGGGCACUUUUGAUAAAGUGGAAGAUCUUAUUGCUCAAGGUGCUAAUUUAGAAGCUAAAGAUAAUAAUGAUAAUACUCCUCUACAUAAUGCUUGUAAUAAUGGUCACUUUAACGUAGCAAAAUAUCUUAUCGAAAAGGGAGCUAGUUUAAAGGCUAAAAAUAAAGAUGGUAAAAUACCUUUAGAGUUGGCUGAGCAAAAGGGUUACACAGAUAUAGUAGAAAUUUUAAAACAAACACAAUUAAAUCUGGAUAGAGAGUUAUUGAUUGCUGUAGAAAAAGAAGAUCUUGGCAAAGUUAAAGACAAUAUCAGACGAGGUGCUAAUGUUAAUGCUCAAAGUAGGCUGGGUUGGGCCUCUGUGUUCUGGGCAAUUCAAAAGAAUAAUUCAAAUAUAGUUAAACUUCUCGUAAAUAAUGGUGCUGAUAUUAAUGCCAAAGAUAAUGAAAGUUGGAUGCCUCUUCAUUGGGCUGUUCAAUUGGGUUCAUUAGAUGUAGUUAAGUAUCUUGUUGAGAGAGGUGCUAAUAUUAAUGCUUUAACUGCUGACGGUAGAGCACCUUUAGAAUUAGCUGUUCAAAAGAAUUGCGUAGAUAUAAUAGAAUUUUUGAAAAAAGCACAGUCAGGUUUAAAUAAAGAAUUGUUGGCUGUAGUAAACGGUGAUGAUCUUAAUAGAGUCAAGGCUCUUGUUAGCCAAGGUGCUAGUUUAGAAGCGAAAGAUAAUAGUGAUAAUACUCCUUUACAUAACGCUUGUAAUAAUGGUCAUGUGAAAGUAGUAGAAUAUCUUGUCGAAGAGGGAGCGAGCUUAAAGGUUAAAAAUAAAGAUGGUGAAACACCUUUGCAUGUAGCUGCUCAACAUGAUAGUAUACUUGAAGUAAUUGAAUUUAUUUUGAACAGAGAUCUUAGUGGUAUUAAUGAUAUAACUAAUAACGGUAGAACACCUUUACAUUUAGCUAUACAAGGAAAUAAACCAAGUACAGUCAAACUUCUUCUCAAGAAAGGUGCUAGUAUUGCAGUUAAAGAUAAAAAUGGUAAAACACCCUUAGCCUUAGCUAUUCAAGAAGAUUACACAAAUAUAGUACAAAUGAUAGAACAAAUACAAUCAGAUUUAGAUGAAGAAUUGUUGACUGCAGUACAGGAUGGUAAUCUUAAUAAAGUUGAGGGUCUUGUUAGUCAGAAUGCUAAUGUUAAUACCACAGAUAUAUACAGUUGGACACCGCUACAUUGGGCUGCAUUCAAAGAUCGUUUAGAAAUUGCAAGGUUUUUAAUAGAAAAAGGUGCUGAUAUUAAUGCUGCAGAUAAAGGCCCUUAUGGUAAAAGGCCUAUACAUGUUGCUGCUGAGAAUAAUAAUAAAGACAUCAUAGAGUUUUUUCUUGGCAAGAAAGCAGGUAUUAAUGAUACUGACAAGCAAGGUUAUACACCACUGCACUAUGCUGCAUGGAGAGGACGUUUAGAGGUCACUCAGCUUCUCGUUGAUAGGAAGGCUAAUAUCAAUGCUGCAGAUACCUCUACUGCUGGUAAAAAGCCUAUACAUGUUGCUGCUGAAAACAAUAAUGAAAACAUUAUAGGGUUUCUUCUGAGCAAGGGAGUAAGUAUUGAUGAUGCUGAUAAAAAUGGUCGGACACCUUUACACUAUGCUGCUGAGUUUGAUCAAUUUGAAGUUGCAAAGUUCUUGAUAGAAAAAGGCGCUGAUAUCAAUGCUGCAGACACUUCUACUACUGGUGAAAAACCUAUACAUGUUGCCGCUGAGAAUAAUAGUAAAAACAUUAUAGAGUUUCUUAUCAGUAAGGGAGUGAGUGUUAAUGAUACUGACAAAGAUGGCAGGACACCGCUGUACUGGGCUUCUUGGAAUGGUCAUGUGGAUGUAGUAAAGUACCUUAUAGGUAAAGGAGCCGAUAUCAAUGCUAAAGAUAAGGAUGGUAGAAAACCGCUAGAUGUUGCUAAGGAUAAGGAACAAGGUGAUAUUGUAACAUAUUUACAACAAACACAAUUAAGUCUAGAUAAGCAAUUGUUCACUGCAGUACAAGAUGGUAGUCUUAAUAAAGUUAAAGAUCUUGUAAGUCGAGGUGCUAACUUAGAUGCUAAAGAUAGUAGUGGCUGGACAACGUUGUAUUGGGCUUCUUUCACUGGUCGCUUAGAUAUAUCAGGAUAUCUUAUAGAUAGAGGUGCUGAUAUUAACGCUAAAGAUAAUGAUGGUAAAACGCCUCUACAUUGUGCUUCAACGUCUAGUCAUUUAGGUAUGGUGAAGUAUCUUAUAAGUAAAGACGCUAACAUUGAUGCUAAAGACAACAAUGGUGGAACUCCUCUGGAUGAUGCCAGUUCUAAUUCAGUAAGAAUAGCUUUAGUGCAGGCACACUUAGAUAAAGAAUUGUUACUUACUGUGAAAAGUGAAGAUGAUCUAAAGACAAUUAAUAGUCUUAUUGCUCAGGGGAUAAGCAAAGAUAGGCAUGGUGCGUAUUAUUAUGCUUGGAAUGGUAAUCUAGACAUGGUAAAACUUCUUGUUGAGAGAGAUGUGAAUGUUAAUGCUACUGAUAAGUAUGACUGCACACUACUACACUGGGCUGCAUUGAAAGGUCAUUCGGGGGUUGCUGAGUUUUUGGUUGAUAAGGGAGCUAAUGUGAAUGCUAAGGAUAUACUUGGUAGAACUCCUAUGCACCUUGCUGUUACAAAUAAUUACAUGAAUAUCACAGAGUUUCUUCUGGAAAAUGGAGCAAACGUUGAUGAGGCUGAUAAAAAUGGUUCGACAUCUUUGCACUAUGCUGCUAGGUUUGGUCAAUUAGAGAGUGCUAGAUUUCUCAUUGAUGAAAAGGCCAAUAUGAAUGCUGCAGACAACUCUGGUAAAAAACCUGUGCAUGUUGCUGCUGAAAACAAUAAUAAAAAUAUUAUAGAUCUUCUCUUGGAUAAAAGAGUAAGCGUUAAUGAUGCUGAUAAAGAUGGUUGGACACUGUUACAUUGGGCUGCAUCAAAGGGUAAUUUUGAUAUAGUAGAGUACCUUAUAGGUAAAGGUGCUGAUAUUAGAGCUAAAGGCAAAGAUGGUCAAACGCCUCUCUGCGUAGCUAUUCAAUAUGACAGACUAGAUAUAAUCAACUUUCUGCUGAAUAAAGGUACUAAUAUUGAAGCAAGCGACUUCCAUGACGAUACAGUACUGAAGUUAUCCUAUUGUAUAAAGGAGUUUAUAGAGUUAUGCAACAGCAAUAAAAAAGAUGAUUUAUCAGAGUCAGCAAAGAAGGAAAUGAUGCAGAUGUGUAGUGUAGAACAGAAGUCUCAUUUUGAAGAGCUGAAAAAUAAAUUACCGGAAUCGUUAAAAAAUAUAGUAUUUGCAUCGAAAGUAUGUAUUACGAAUGUUUAUUUUAACGAGUACUUGUACGCCGCUGCUGGUAGUUCUGCUUUGAGUGAUUCAAACCGGAGGAGAGCGGUAUAUACCUGGGUUCCAUCGGAAAAUAACAAUCCUCAUGGUUUAUGUGGUGAUGAUGAGCAAGGUAUGUGGAAGAUUCAACCCCAUGGCGAUUAUGUUUGCAUCACGAAUGUUAAUUUUAAUGAAUACUUGUACGCUGCUGCUGGUAGUUCUGCUUUGAGUGAUUCAAACCGAAGGAGAGCGGUAUAUACCUGGGUUCCAUCGAAAAAUAGCAAUCCCCCUGGUUCAUGCAAUAAUGAUAAACAAGGUAUGUGGAAGAUUCAACCCUAUGGCGAUUAUGUUUGCAUCACGAAUGUUAAUUUUAAUGAAUACUUGUACGCUGCUGCUGGUAGUUCUGCUUUGAGUGAUUCAAACCGGAGGAGAGCGGUAUAUACCUGGGUUCCAUCGGAAAAAAAUAACCCUCCUGGUUCAUGCGGUAACGAUAAACAAGGUAUGUGGAAAGUUGAGGAUCGUGGGUCUAUUCGCAAUAGGCGUGAUACACGAGAAUUAGGAAACGAAGCAAAUUGAAUCUUUGUAAGGACGCUUUAUUGUAUGUUAAA